Uncinocarpus reesii 1704 is the source of this 1569-nucleotide messenger RNA. RefSeq lists its product as uncharacterized. Gene Ontology annotation, biological process: intracellular transport. Bases 1 to 1569 code for a protein of 522 amino acids. Lineage: Eukaryota; Fungi; Ascomycota; Eurotiomycetes; Onygenales; Onygenaceae. Gene Ontology annotation, cellular component: nuclear pore; cytoplasm. Gene Ontology annotation, molecular function: GTPase activator activity. The transcript is spliced from 7 exons. The record is from RefSeq and is a predicted model, not a curated record.
AUGGCAGAGCCGGAGACCCAAGGACAAAAUGGACAGCCUAAUGUUGGGUUCCCAAAGGACAAGAAAGAACAGGUUGAGCCCCCGUGCCGCGAUGCGGAGGAGCUUUCAGAAGAUGGAUCUGGUGAACGGCCUAUCCGUCAGAAGCUUAAAGAGACGUCCAUAAACAGUCUUUCAAGACAACCGUCCCCCGAGGAUAAAUCCCCGCCAGCCCAAGAACCUGCUUCUGCGGACAACGAAGAGCGAGGCCGCGUGAGGCGAAAACGAUCAUUUGACGAAUCCAAAGAAGAAGACAACGCCGAUGCGGAAACAGAGAAAAAGGAUGAAAAUAGCCAACGGAGGAAGAGGUCAAGGGAUUCAAAAGUUGAAGAAAAGCAGAGUCUCCCGGAACCAAAAGAGAACCGCGCACGAACUCCAUCGCGAGAGGUGCCACGGGAUGAGACGGGGCAAGUCCUAAGCCCGAAGAAAAAGCGAAGCAGAGACCAACUCGAUAAGGAUACACAAACUCACACCGAAACAAGAGGGCAGCCAAGUGAUAAAGCUGAUGCGGAAAAGCCCACGCUAUCUACCAACAAUCGCACGGAGGAGGGCGAGCCAGAGAAGAAGAGACACCGUGAUGACUCGAAGGAGCGAGAUGCCCUGAAAAAUGAAAAGGCUCACGCGUCCAAAGCGACCAAGUCUAGCUCGAAGGACGAACCCCCAAAGAGCCAACCUAUGACAUCCUCAUCCGCAUUUGCUUCGUCAGGACUGGCCGCUUUCGCCAGCUCAGAAAAGUCGCCAUUUGGCAUCAUCGGAGGUGAUACGUCUGUUUUCAAAACAUUGAAACCUACUGAAGUUAGUGCUGGAGAGAAAAAAGAAGCUGCAUCUACCUCUGCAGCAAGUCCCUCGCCAUUCACGGGAACUGGAGCAUCUCCGUUUGGUUCGCUUCCUGGGGGAUUCGCUGCAAGCGCUUUUGCUAGUUUUGCCUCUGCAGCACCAAAACCAGCGGGAGGGUUAACUAGCUUUGCUUCUCAAACCGGUGGUAGCAACUUUGGUGCCGGUUCGAAAUCAAAGGCCUUCGGUUCGGCGUCAGAUGAUGAGGCGGAAAACGAACAGGAGGCGGUCGAUGAGGCACGUCCGGCAUUUGAAGGGCUUGAGGAAGUGAAAGAGGAUGAGAGGUUUUUCAAGCAAGAUAUUGAAACCGGUGAAGAAGGCGAAACGACAUUGUACUCGUGCCGAGGGAAGUUAUUCCAGUUUGAUGGCAAAGAAUGGAAAGAACGUGGCAUUGGCACGUUUAAAAUAAACGCUGUGGAAUCACCUGCAGACACCGAAGGCGGCGCUGGGGGCAAAAAAACUGUUCAAUCUGCUCGAAUGAUCAUGCGUACCGACGCCGUGUUGCGGGUUGUCCUUAAUUCUCCGAUUUUCAAAGGAAUGAAAGUGGGAGACGUGAGCGGAAAUGAGCCAGCAGGAAAACAGAUUAAUCUCGUUGGAAUUGAAAACGGUAAAACCACGCCGUUCUUGCUAAGAACCGCAAGUGUUACCGCUGCAAAAGAUGCAUACCAUAGCAUCCAGUCCAUUUUGUCGGAACUUUGA